AUGCUCCGGCACGUGGCGCGCAGGGCGCACACGGCGCCCACGCGAGAUGCUCCAGUCUCUGAGUGGUCGGACGUGGUGGCGGCAGCACUGGGGACGACCUGGGCGUGUCGCUUCGCAGAUAUGCUGAGGCUGCCCUUUCUGCGUGCCCUGCGUGCCACUUGUGCCCGCUACGGUGCCCACCUGGACCGACGCCAGCCCUUCUUGGGCUACAGCCGCCUCCCCCCAACCGACGGACGAGCCGGCGUGUCCGUCGCGACGGACACGCCGUGCGUGGCCGAACGGUGGUCGGAGCGAAUGGUGCUCUUCAAACCGAGUGGCUGGGAAGUCUUCGGGGAGAACUUCCCAAAUCAACUCUUGACCUAUGUCCGGCGCUUUGCAGAUGGUCCCCUGGCGCGGGAUCCUCAGCAUCGUUUCGGAUUCCUCCACCGCUUGGACGUGCCGACCAGCGGUCUGAUCCUCUGCGCCAGCAGCUACCAGGCAUUCUUCGACCUACAGCUGCAGUUGCAUGCAGGUGAAAUCGAGCGGGACUAUUUGCUGCUUUGCCAUGGGCUUUGCCAGCGCCAUCACUUCGAUGCAAGCCUUGCAUGGCGAGGGAAUGAGCCAACUCGAGCUGCUGGGCAGGGGAAGCCCUCCAAAUCCUGGGUCAAACCCAUGGCCCAAGGCUUCUUGAAACAGGAGGCCAUGACCAUGGCAGCAGCACGCAUCGGUACAGGCCGGCGGCAUCAACUUCGGAGUCACUUCUCCUUUAGCGGGUACCCAGUGGUCUCAGAUCAGUUCUACACUUCGGAGGAGGUCUUCCAAAGGGACUGCACCUUUUCGGCGAAGACCUUCCUGCAUCGCGUGCGCUUGAGCUUCUUCGCCGGAACGCCUUCCGAAGGCCGCCGGGAGGUGCUUUUGGCGCCUCCAGACUUGGCCUUGCUCCAGCAGCUGAACGGCAAAGACGAGGUCUCACAGAGGCUUUUGAAGGACUUCGCCUUUGACAGUGACAAUGCUGUCCAGAGAGCUGAUCUGAAGAGCUGGAGAGUGGGACAAAGGGAGGAACAUGAGCGAAGAGGAAAAGGUGUGAUCAAGACACAGCUCAAGGCGGAACUGAGCCAUGUGUCCGUCGAACCGGGCGCGCUGAAGCGUGGCGGCGUGACGAGACGAGACAACCCCGAGAAAGCCAAAGGUAGCCACUUUGACCAUGCCAGCGUCGAGAAGGCGAGUGAAACCUGCGGCUGUGACAUCGGCAAAGCGGAGAUGGCAGACGGCUUGAAUGAGUCGUUGAACUAUGACAAGGUGGGUGAGCUUCUCUUGAGCUCUGGACCCAUUGGAGAGGUCAUGAAGAUCUUCAAGACCUUAGAGGAGAACGCUUCCGAGGACUUCCGGAACGAGCCCUUAGACAAGCAGUUGCGCGUCCGGGUCGUCCGGGCGAACGAGUCGAACGGGAAGCGAGCUCGCGUCGGCCGUUACGGGCAAGUCCAAGCCGGCGACCUUUGGGAAGUUCAUGGCUGGUGGCUGCGGGAGCUCUUCAUUAUCACGGGGCUGCUCUCUGCACUGGCAGCUGUGAUCUACUGUAGCUUUGCCGGACCGGACGAGGUCCCUGAAGCCAAGGUGGACGACGAUGAGGCGGUGGCGAACAAAGCCCGGACGGCCGCAGAGCUCUAUGACCAGAUGCGUGCAGAGAUGGCCUCUGAAGAGACUCUCAGGAAGCGGCGGUGA
Durusdinium trenchii is the source of this 1701-nucleotide messenger RNA. NCBI's taxonomy places the organism in Eukaryota, Dinophyceae, Suessiales, Symbiodiniaceae. The record is from the annotation of a GenBank genome assembly.